UACUGCCAACUUUACUGCCAUAUUGAGCAGGCCAAUGCACUUCUUAUAUCACUAUUUGGACAUUCGGUGACAGGAACCUAAUAAAUUUUAUAACUACAUAUCGGUCUGUCCUGUUGAUUAUAUAAUUGACUGAUAAAAAGUUUAUGUUAUAACAAUUAAACUAUUUACAUUUGAAGAUGGUUACAACCAUGUGGUGGAAUAGAAAACUGGAAAUUUAAUGUCGAAUAAAAAUACGAGAAUAAAUUGCAAAAAGUGGAAAGAAUGCCGAGUUGUGGCAGCCUGUUCAGGAUCAUUAGACGGCGCCUCGUACUUGGGCUCAUCUUUGCUUUGUCUCUUACCUACUGCGCCUUUUCACUUUUUCGUAACGAGAAAAAGACAUUUGCUUUGGAUAAUGAUCUUGAUGACAUGGACCCUAUGCUAAUUAAUGACAAUAAUGAUGACUUAAUUUCUGAUGAUGAUGCAUUAUCGGAGCAAUUGAGGGCAUCUGGUAAACCACCACUGUGGCAGAUGGCAAUUGUUGAUCAAGGGGCAAACGAGAAUCCAUUAAAUGUGGAAGCAGUGUCAAAUUUAAAUGACACCGAUACUAUGGUUCAUCCUUGUCGUAAUUCCAUACAGGGCAAAGUUUUAAUAGUAGAUGAGCGUGGUGUUGUAUGCUCUAGACAAGAAAUUUUGCCUAAUGGUUGCUGUAAUAUGGAGCAAAAAGAUUCUAAUAAAAAUGAGGAUACAUCAACUAUAGCCAAGAAAGAGAGGUAUAGUUGUAAAACAUGUAAUGCUCAAGGGUGCUGUGCUAUCUAUGAAUAUUGUGUUUCCUGCUGCCUACAUCCUGGCAAGCAAAUAAAGGGGAGGAAGGAUGUGCUAUUAGGUUUACUUAGAGACAAUCAUAAAGCACACAGGGACCAAGAUGUAGUGAAGAAACGGCUUCGCAAUCUAGACCGUUUUCAAGUUUGUCUGGCUGCGUGUCGUACUUCCAGCGCAAGCGUCCGGCACGAGAAUACCUAUAAAGAUCCACAUUCGAAGCAUUGUUACACUCUUCAACCACCAUAUUCACAUCAAAGGCAUCGUCGUGAUGUUGAUUCAUACAAUAAUAAUGACGACAACUCUGUUGUCGUUGCACCUUUUUCUGUUAUGCCAUUACUUACCCUCUUCUCUCCUUUCUGCCUACUUAUACAUGCAAACAACAAUUCGCUUUUACUAUCGUGUAACUAUCGUUUACCGAUGUUUGAUUAUUACUUUCACGUACAACCGCCUUGAAAUAUAAGCUAAAUUUAUAGUAUAAUGUUUUUGAUGAAAAUGAUUGAGAUCAGCGUACGGGGUUGGAUUUGUAACGUUAUAGAUUUUGGUAGCUAAUGUUUCAGCGAGGAGGAAGUUUUCCAUUCGAUUUUGAAUUUUACUCACCUAAUUUUUAUCGAUAGUAAUUUUAAAAACUAAAAGCAACGACUUGACUUUUAUUCUUUAGUUUAUAAUAUAUUUCUGAAUAUAAACAUUUUAUUACUGAGUAAUAGCAAGAAAUGGAUUGCUUCCAUCUUUGUAAUUUAUUCAUGCCUGAUUCACGAAUUAGAAAGAAAUGAAAAAAAGCCAUGUCGUCUGGUUCCAUUUUGAGGUAUGUCCGGCACGUGGUCUUGAGUAAAUUUUUUGAAAAGAACUAUAUGUAUUUCGUGAUUUGAAGUGACAGAUUAUAUUCAAGUUUGUAUAAAAAUGUGUUUGAAUCAUACCGUGAAAGUGGCCUGAUUCUAGAAAUCCAAACAUAUGUGUGCCAGGAAGCAACACCCGGAAAGUGAUAUAAAUUCCGGAAAUUGAAAACAUAGAAAUCGAAGAUUAAGCAAUUCCUUAAAGGAGGAAAAGAUAUAGUAAAUUAAUAUUUUCAAAAAUUAGAUUCGAAAAAUUUACAAAAUUCUUAUAAAAGUUUUUACUUAGCUUCUGAAGGUAAAAGGAAAUCAGUAUUGAUCUGAAAUUAAUGCAAGUAUUAAAUUGGAAAAUUAAAAGUGUUUGAAUGAUAUCAUAACAUUUGAAACAUUCGCUUGAAGAUAGGUUUAUUAUGUUACUUAAGAACAAAAAUUACUUUGGGGCUGGGACAAAUGGCAUUGGUUAACCGUAACGUUUUAUACACUAUUGGACAAUAUUUAGUCAUAAAUCUUACAUUUCAUGUUACAAAACUUAAAUGAUUUUAACCAUAAACUUUCAUUAUAUUCAACAUUUUAUAUUUUAAUUUUCUUUAAAUUUAUAUUUUCGAACAAAAAUUAAAUUUUCUGCUAUUAGGGAAAAUUUGAAGAAAUUAUAUUGUUGAAAAUAUAAUAAGAAAUUUUGGCUUUUUUAGAAAAAAUGGAACAUUCCAUAUCUUACAAUAAGGAGAUUGUAUAAAUUCUAAUCUUCCAGUAAAAUACUUGAUAAAAUCAAGUGUUCUCGUAUUCUACGAGGACAAAAAGGAAAUCGAUAUUACUUAGAGCACUAAAUCCGAUAUUAGAAGGUUUUGUAAUCAGCAUACUGUACAUAGCCGUGAUAUUUGUCUCGGUGAAAGUUUCCACAACAUCGAGAAUACUUUUAUUUUGUAUAUUUUCACGGAAAAUUUCGUCAUGAUUUAUUUUCUUCACAUCGUUCAUCAUAAUCAAACCAUUACAUGGGUUUCAUCGAUUGUUACAUCGGUUGUUAAUCAUAACAUCGUCACGAAUCCGGGAAGAUAAUUACAUAUAUAAAUAUCAGAGAAAUAAGAUCAGCCCCCAAACACGACGUCUGUGACGAUGACUAACGAACGAAUAAUAAAUCAGCUACUGGUGGAAUACAAUGAUUCAUUUCCAAUUGUGGAGUAAUGUAAUUAAUUAUUUAAAUUUCAAGUUUACGCUACUGUUGAAUAAUUAAGCAAACAAUAUGUAAUGUUUGUACGCACGCAUUGAUUGUGGCUGAUAAAAUUGGAAUUCCGUGGCAUAUAUCGACAUUCUCCGAAAUUUUUGAAUACGUCCUAUUAUUCAUGUUGCUGCGUAUUUGAAAUGUCAGUCAUUUUCAAAACUGUUUGCGGCUGGUUUAUAUCGUAAGAAAUUUAUUUUUAUUUCUUUUGUGUCUCGUAAAUUCAUUUUAUUUUAUCGCUUAUUGAUUUAUUUGAUUUUGAAUGUUUUACGGAGAUCGGUAUACUUUUGGUGUCAUCCGACGAAAAUCUCUUUUGGUAUCAAACGAGAGACCAACAGGUAUUUAUUUUUUCCAUAAAAUAAUAGCUGAGUUAACCUCAGUUUGAUUCACCUUUUUUUUUUUUUAAAUAUAGCACUUCUGCUAUUUUUUUUACAGGAUCUUUACUCUGAGAUAAUGCUGAAACAAAAAUUUAUAAACGAAUUAGAUGAAACAUUUUCGAAAUUUCAUUAAUGGGAUGAAAUAUAUAUGUAUAUAGCAAGAAAGAAUUUAGUAAAGUUUUAUGAAAGGUAUGAUAUUAUUUUUUAUUUUUCAUUUUUUAGUAACUAUUGCAAUGAAUAAAAAAAUGAUUCGUUAGAAAUAUUGCUCUUAACUAGGACGACAAAAAUAAGUGGCUUUAGAGAGAGAUUAUGUAGUCAAUAAAUUAAAUAUCAUCAAACUAAAAUUUCUCAAAAAAAAAGAAAAUAUCACAGAACAA
Molecule: messenger RNA, 3592 nt
Organism: Bombus terrestris (buff-tailed bumblebee)
Lineage: Eukaryota; Metazoa; Arthropoda; Insecta; Hymenoptera; Apidae
Product: SREBP regulating gene protein
Exons: 5
Coding region: 262-1251 (329 amino acids)
Biological process (GO): positive regulation of SREBP signaling pathway
Source: RefSeq, a predicted model, not a curated record